This is a messenger RNA of Paramacrobiotus metropolitanus, 2047 nucleotides long. RefSeq lists its product as uncharacterized. The record is from RefSeq and is a predicted model, not a curated record. The transcript has 3 exons. The coding region runs from base 156 to 1694 and encodes 512 amino acids. NCBI's taxonomy places the organism in Eukaryota, Metazoa, Tardigrada, Eutardigrada, Parachela, Macrobiotidae. Gene Ontology annotation, molecular function: protein binding.
UGUAGAUUUUCUUAAUCGGACGGAUUACCGGGUUAAGUGAUGAAACGAUUUAACGAGACACAAAACUGCCUGAACGUUUAAUUUGCGUGUUCGUUGCUUACUCGGUUUUCGCCUAGUGCUCACGAUUCACGCCGAAACACGCGCACCCUACAACGAUGUCUGACGAUGUCGGCCGUACUAUCCGCGUUGACGUUUUGGGCGACGAUAACCUGUUCCGCAACGGACGAGUGGUGGACAUCUCGGAUAACGGGCUCUUCGUCGACUUCUUCUGCCCCAACCGACGACGCGAAUUCACCCCGUUCAACCGAAUUUUCCAGAGUAAAAAGACAUUGAAGGAUAAAGACCUGGCCACUGCCUUCGCUUACGCCAAACCCAACAUGACCAUUCCCGUGGAUGCCCUGGUGCUCGAGACACCCUCCGGUCCGUGGAUCUGGAUCCCGGCUGAAAUCAUCAAUAUGGCACGGGGUAUCCGGCAGACGGCAUGCGGCGUAGCCGUUGUACAGUGGAUAGGGGAUAUUCCGCGUAUGGAUCUGGUUCCUCUGGAGCGAUUGCGGUGGAGAGUGGCAGGCAAAUGGUGGGCCACUAUCGGUCGAAAGGAUCCAGCGCAGCAUUCAGCCUCAAACAAAUGGCAUAACGGCGGCUAUAGGCUAAGCGAAAUGGUCACGCGGCCUAAGCUAAUCAAACCAGGGACCUUCGAGAAACAUAGCGCAGCGUUUCCGGAAAACUGCCGCGAUGUGGACGUCGACAAACUGCUCCAGCACUUAAAUGGUCCAGCAUGCCGUUAUUUGGAGAUCGGAGGCCAACCGGUUUCCUUCGCGGCCGUGAUGGACGGACGUGUGUGGUACGUUCGUCGGCCGAGUAAAAAGUGGUAUUAUUUCCCCCGGGAUCAGGCCGCCGUCAGUAUGUAUGAAGAUCUCCUUACCAGACGUGUAGGCAAAAUUACUGCAAUGUUGGUCGAAGAAAGCACACCGUCUGUGGAAAUUGACGAUGUACAUGUCCUACCCUCGGCUGUGCUGCUGGAAGUUUUCGCUCAUUUGGAUACUCGAACGCAGACCGGAUUACGCUCCGUUUGCUUUGCGUGGAACGGGAUCCUGGAGUCACCAGUGUUGGCGGCUUGCAUCGUUGUAACUGUUGACUUCUCCUGCGAAGAGAAUGCCUAUCAGAGGAAGCGCAGCCCGAAGGAUUACUUUCUCAUGUCACCGGUUUUCAAGUGCCUUCGCAAAUCCACUCAACAUAUCGUCGUUGACACUCGCGGUUGGUCAAACACCGGCGAUUUCCUCGCGCUGACUGAUGGGAUACAAUUUACCUGCCAGAAAACAGGGACCCGAUUGCGAACGAUCCAUUUAGCGGGAGUGCACUUAGAACUGCGACUCGGCCAGGCUGCAAACUAUCCCGAGAAGUGUAAGCUGCAUCGCUACGGCGCCGACAGUACCGACUGCCUUUUGAGCUCCCCCUCUCGCCUGGUCGAUUUCGUCACUGCUUGCGGUGGUCUGCUGUGCGAUUCCAUUCAUCUGGUCAACUCUACUAUAGUUCUGGAGUACGCUAUGAAACAGCCGUAUGUGGAGGAACCGGACAAGAUGGAGCUCUCGGUUCGCCGGUUAGAUUGCCGCUUGACUUUGAAUGAUGCUUUGAACCGAGCGCUGUGGGAUGCCCUGGAGGGAUGCGUUAAGGGGAGGCUGGAGGAAACCCAGUGAGGAGCAGCUGUUUACCUUGUCAGAGUGGCUGACUUCUAUCCGUGCUGAGGAGAAUCAGCGAUUCGAGAGAGAACUGGUCUGUGGGAUGUUGUGUGCGACGCAGACAGCUGACCCGCGUCCAUCGUCCCAUUACCGUGGCAAGGAAUGGUGCGUUGCCGGCCUCGACGAUUUGCAACUGGAGAGACUGUCUUCGAUUGCGCUGCACUUCCUGGUUGAACUGUCUGAAUAUUUUGCGCAAAGCGACCACGAUGCCGAAUCGUACUACAGUGACGGCGGGUCAGACCACUGUUCUUCGACGGAUGACGAUUCUGAUGAGUGAUGAAGACUGAAGCCGUAGUAGUAGUAGUGUGCGU